AAAGUUUUCUGAAUAAUCAUAAAAUCUAAAUCGGAAAAUGUUACGAAUUUUACUGGUGCUAUUAACAAUUUACAAUGUCAACGGUCAAAUACGCUGCCUUUUAAGCACUUAUGUGAACAACGUUGGAUUAACAAAAGAAUUGAGUGGAACAUACUACGUGAUCUAUACUUCAGCAACCGUUCUCGAUUGCGAGCAAAAUACCUGGACAAUCGGAAUUGAUAACACAUUGUCGGUUGAUAUUCAAUCAACUGGUUGUUGUAUGCAAAUCCAAAACUUUGAUUCCUCGAAUAAGACACAAUUUAGCUACACCAUCGUCAGUCCGACAGCAUCUGGAUGUGCAUUAUCAUCGACCGAAAAGACAACUAUGAAAAUUAUAAAGCAAAUAAACUUUGGCGGUGAUACCUGCUUGAUAAUUUACAUAUGUAGACCGUCUCGGCAAGGGCUGCUGGUACUGUGUCGCAAUCGAAAUCAACCAAAUACGUUGUUAGGAUUCAUAAAUGCGUUACUGACCACGUUAUUGGGACUGUUGUUUGUUCCAGAAUUGCGUAAAGUUAAUCAAAUUGGUUGCUUAGGAAGUAGCACCUGCAUUUUGUAGGUAAAUUUGAACAUUAUGUUGGUUUCUGUUUGAAUUAUCAAAUUUUUUUUGGAGAAUCCAAAUGUUUCCGCAGUUCACAAAGUAAAAACUGAUGUAACACUGAAAUUAAAAUUAUUGAAGAUGU
This is a messenger RNA of Bradysia coprophila, 719 nucleotides long. RefSeq lists its product as uncharacterized. The record is from RefSeq and is a predicted model, not a curated record. Lineage: Eukaryota; Metazoa; Arthropoda; Insecta; Diptera; Sciaridae.